This is a messenger RNA of Magnolia sinica, 1037 nucleotides long. RefSeq lists its product as uncharacterized. Bases 573 to 1037 code for a protein of 154 amino acids. NCBI's taxonomy places the organism in Eukaryota, Viridiplantae, Streptophyta, Magnoliopsida, Magnoliales, Magnoliaceae. Gene Ontology annotation, biological process: nuclear-transcribed mRNA catabolic process, deadenylation-dependent decay. Gene Ontology annotation, cellular component: P-body; CCR4-NOT core complex. The transcript has 4 exons. Gene Ontology annotation, molecular function: molecular adaptor activity. The record is from RefSeq and is a predicted model, not a curated record.
CUGUAACAAAAACAUGAUCUUUGCACUAACAAUAACAUGCUUUAUAACUUGGCUAUGGAACAAACUUUUUGGGAACAAAAUUAUUGGAACUUAGUGUUCUAUGUUUUGGGAACAAAAACUAUUUGGCUCAACAUUAUAAAUCCUACUCAGCCAGAAAAAUCGAAACAAGGGAGCUUUACAAAUCAUUUUCCACAAGAAAGAUUCGAAAAGAGAAUCUCACUUCAGUGGUGAGAUGACAUGGCAAGAUUUGAUUGAUAGGGUCGCAUGCUUAUAGAUACCCAACAGUGUAAGGUCCACCGAUCAAAUCUUUCCACAGCAUCUCACCACCCAAUUUAGGUCUUACCUCAGAAAAUAUCUAAUCCGUGACUACGUGUAUGAGACCAUAGAUGAUGAAAUUAGUUGAAUGCCACACAACAUGGAUACCAUUUGAUAUUGAAUUUGGACUGUCAAUAAAUUUUUCGUAACUGCUCAUUUAUUUCGUCCUUGUGUGGCUCAAUAUGUCUUUUCUGAAAAUUUGUUUGUGGGAACGCUGUUUGGAGCAUUAAUUCAGUUUUGAGUUUGUUGUUUAUUUCAUGCAGGAACUUGCAUUAGAGAUACAGGACAAGAUUUUAUUUAUGAUUAAUAAUAUUUCAGCUUCAAAUUUGGAUGUGAAAGCAAAAGAAUUUACUGAUGUCCAGAAAGAGCAGUACUAUCCAUGGUUUGCUCAGUAUAUGGUGAUGAAAAGAGCAAGCAUUGAGCCAAAUUUUCAUGAGCUGUACUUGAAGUUCUUGGAGAAAGUUAAUUCAAGAUUGCUGAAUAAGGAGAUUGUCAAAGCUACUUAUGAGAAUUGCAAGACACGGACGAAUGAGGUCCAGCCAGAGGUUCUACAAGGGACCUUUAAGUUCUUGGAAUGCAGUUUUGUCAUCAGGAAUGUCGAACAACAAUUCAAAUACACCGAGGUGGGAAGCACACCACCCAAGAUUAUUGAGUGGAAAUGCUCUGUACAACUAUUCAGGCGGACGCCAACAAAAAGGGCAGCAGUCACGCCUAUCAUUUAG